GAUCUGAUUUGCUCCAUUUAGAGAUGUCAGGCUGAGCUGCUGGAGAUGAUGGAGGAGAAGCAGAAAGCAGCAGAGAAACAGGAGGAAAAACUUAUUCAAGAGCUGCAGCAGGAACUCACUGAGCUCAAGAUGAGAAACACUGAGCUGGAUCAUCUCUUAAACACUGAUGAUCAGCUCCAGCUCCUACAGAUCGAUCCAUCCCUGUACAGUCCUCCACACACCAGGAACUGGCCUGAGAUCAGUAUGAAGACUGAUGUGAGUGUGGAGGCUCUGAGGAGAGCUCUGACUCAACUGCAGCUAGACCAGAAACUCAAUGAAUCUGUGUUGAGAGUGAUGCAGCAUUAUACAGUGGAUGUGACUCUGGAUCCUUAUACAGCUCAUCCAUAUCUCAUCCUAUCUGAUGAUGGGAAACAAGUGACACAUGGAGACAUCAAACAGAAGCUCCCAAACAACCCGGAGAGGUUUGAUUACUAUCCUGGUGUCCUGGGAAAAGAGGGAUUCUCCUCAGGGAGAUUUUAUUUCGAGGUUCAAGUGUAGGGAAAGACUGACUGGAAUUUAGGAGUGGCCAGAGAAUCUAUUAACAGGAAGGGACUGAUCACAAUGUGUCCUCAGAAUGGACUCUGGGCUGUGGCACUGAGGAAUGGGAAUGAAUAUUGGGCUUGUGCUGGUCCAUCUGUCUGUCUGUCUCUGAGAGUGAAGCCGCAGAACGUGGGGGUGUUUGUGGAUUAUGAGGAGGGUCUGGUCUCCUUCUCCUCUCAGAUCUGCUCUUUCACUGGUCAGUCUUUCACUGAGAAACUCUACCUAUAUUUUUGUCUAUUUAGUAAAGGGGAUAAAGAUCAAAACUCUCCACCCGUAAUCAUCUCACCUGUUAUCUAAACUUAAUGAACAUGGAGUUUUACAUUUCAUGAAGAAGCCAUUGUGUUGAUGAUAUUCUUGUGCCUAGAAAUUAUAAGGUUAUGUAUCACAUGAUUGUGUACUAUUGUUGUCCAUGCUGUCACACAAAG
Cyprinus carpio (common carp) is the source of this 1004-nucleotide messenger RNA. RefSeq names its product zinc finger protein RFP-like. Gene Ontology annotation, molecular function: protein binding. The transcript has 4 exons. Lineage: Eukaryota; Metazoa; Chordata; Actinopteri; Cypriniformes; Cyprinidae. The record is from RefSeq and is a predicted model, not a curated record.